This is a messenger RNA of Saccostrea cuccullata (small rock oyster), 392 nucleotides long. Its product is annotated as cerebellin-2-like. The transcript has a single exon. Gene Ontology annotation, molecular function: protein binding. Lineage: Eukaryota; Metazoa; Mollusca; Bivalvia; Ostreida; Ostreidae. The annotation marks the transcript as partial. The record is from RefSeq and is a predicted model, not a curated record.
GCAGUGUUGCAUUUUCGGCUUAUCAAUCAACUGCUAAAAGUUACAAACAACACGAAACAUGGAUCUUCGAUACAGUUCUCGUCAACGACGGGAAUUCAUAUGAGAAGACAACAGGAAUCUUUACCGCACCUUCUGACGGGACAUAUGGGUUUACCUGGGCAACAUUAACAGAUCCAAAUAAAAUGGCUCAUCCCUUCCUGAGAGUUAAUGGGCACUAUAAAGGAUAUACUGCAUUCAACAGUUUAGCCGUUCCAAAGAAAUUCUGGAAUAGCGGCUCUAAUACGGUACUUGUUCGACUGAAGAAAGGUGACAAGGUCAACAUUGCUUCAGGAUAUAGGAACGAGUUUGCCAGGGAAAAUUACACUUCGUUUUCGGGAUGGAAGAUACAAUAA